AUGGAUGGACGAGCAGAAAUGGAGGUGAUAAGAAGCACAAAAGGGAAUGUGACUGGGGAGGUCAGUGUCCAUUUAGUGGCCAGUGAGAAUACUGUGCAAAAUGCCCACUUACCAGCAACUACCUUCAUCAUCCCAGCAACCACAACCACUGUAAACCUUCCAGUGAACACCUUAGAAAUCCAGCGAUUCCCCCGAGAAGCCCAGAAAAACAUGGGGGCAGAGAGGCCAAGAGAAUGUGUGGGGAAUGAGCCCAUCACAGCAACAGUCAUCCCUCAGAUCAGUGGAGUACAGAUUUGCAACACCAUCCGGGAUCUGGAAUGGAAAGAUGGGAUAGCCACUCUCCCUGGGAGCAACCUAAGGUUUCGAAUAAAUGAAUAUGGGACAGUGAAAGUAGUCGGCGCUGACAAACCUUCACCCGCAGAGCCUAUACAGGAGUGUCAGUCAGAAAGAAAUGGGGAUGAUGGAGGGGUACUUACCUGCAAGGGCAAUCCCAUCAGGACUCCAGAUGUUCCAGAACCUCUUAAACUUCCAACUGUGGACAACCUGUGCCACUGCAAUACCUGUGGCCGGAGAAAUGUUUCUGGGUCAGCCCAGGAAGGCAGGGCGUUUUGCAGUGAGAACUGUCACCGGCAGUUCAAAGAAAGGUCUGUCAUUGUGGAGAACUCUGCUGGCAUCACCAACACUACUGAACUUCUCAAGCCGGUAAAGAAACGGAAGAGGAAAGAUUAUCAAAGCCCUUCAGAGGAGGAAGAGGAAGAGUCAGAGCAAAUGGAACUAAAGCAGGAGGAGACAAACUGCUCUGGAGGAGAACUUCCUGCGGCUAAUAAUGGUAAUGAAGAAUGGAAUGCCAGUCAGCUUGUUUCCAGUGAGAAGGCGGAAAGUUGGACCUGGGCAUCCUACCUAGAAGAACAAAAAGCCACAGCUGCCCCUUUAAAUCUGUUCCAGGAACAUCAGUUGGUUACCCAGAACAAGAAUGGUUUCAAAGUGGGAAUGAAACUGGAGGGGAUUGAUCCUCAGCACCCUUCAAUGUAUUUUAUUCUCACUGUAGCAGAGGUGUGUGGCUACAGGAUGCAGCUUCAUUUUGAUGGCUAUUCUGAAUGCCAUGAUUUUUGGCUGAAUGCUGACUCUCCCAAUAUUCAUCCUGCUGGCUGGUUUGAGAAAACAGGACACAAACUCCAACCCCCCAAAGGUUACAAGGAAGAUGAAUUCAGCUGGGCCAAUUACCUGAAGAUGACGAAAGCUCAGGCAGCUCCCAAGCAUCUCUUUGCGAGUUCAGAAAGUAAUGCUAUGCCCAUAGGAUUCCAAGUAGGGAUGAAACUUGAAGCAGUGGACCGUAUGAAUCCCUCUUUGAUAUGCGUGGCCACAGUGACAGAUGUAGUGGACAAUCGCUUUUUGGUGCACUUUGACAACUGGGAUGACACAUAUGACUACUGGUGUGAUCCCAGUAGCCCCUACAUUCAUCCUGUUGGUUGGUGUCAGGAACAUGGAAAACCUCUCACUCCUCCACAAGACUACCCUAACCCUGAGAACUUCAGCUGGGAAAAAUAUUUGUCAGAAACAGGUGCUUCUGCAGCACCAACUUGGGCCUUUAAGGUGAGACAGCCCCAUGGCUUUCUGAUCAACAUGAGAUUGGAGGCAGUGGAUCGAAGGACUCCCUCUCUAAUCAGAGUUGCUAGGGUAGAGGAUGUAGAAGACUACAGAAUAAAGAUCCAUUUUGAUGGCUGGAGCCAUAUCUAUGAUUUCUGGAUUGACUCAGAUCACCCAGACAUUCACCCUGUAGGAUGGUGCUCAAAAACUGGACAUCCAUUGCAGCCUCCUCUCAGGCCAAAGGAACCCGUCUCUUCUGCCAAUGGAAGCUGUCCAACCUUGGCCUGUAAAACCCUCCCUGCUACCAAGAGUUCCAAAUAUAGCUUUCAUAGAAAGUGUCCAACACCUGGUUGUGAUGGCUCAGGCCAUGUGACAGGGAGAUUUACAGCUCAUUACUGCAUCUCAGGGUGUCCCUUGGCAGAGAAAAACCAGGGAAGGGUAAAGGCUGAACUUUCAGACACUGAAAACUCUGUUCGAAAGAGGAACCUAAUUGGUUAUUCUCAGAAGAAGAAAUCUCGCCAUCAUGGAAGAAUAGGGCGACCUCCUAAAUACCGGAAAAUCCAGCAGGAAGAUUUCCAAACCAUUUCAUCAGAUAGUAUGCACCAGUCUCUCUUUAUGUCAGCCUUGUCAGCACAUCCAGACCGUUCCUUAUCCCUCUGCUGGGAACAGCAUUGUAAGCUUCUGCCUGGAGUAGCUGGGAUCACAGCAUCCACUGUGGCCAAGUGGACAAUUGAUGAGGUCUUCAGCUUUGUACAGACGUUAACAGGUUGUGAGGAUCAAGCAAAACUCUUCAGAGAUGAGAUGAUUGAUGGUGAGGCCUUCCUUCUGCUGACUCAGGCUGACAUUGUGAAGAUCAUGAGCGUAAAACUUGGCCCAGCACUUAAAAUCUACAAUGCCAUCCUCAUGUUCAAAAAUGCUGAUGAUACCUUAAAAUGAACUAGCCAAUACAGCAUUUGACUUUCCUCCACAGAGAAACUGCCAGACUCUCUUGUCUGUCUGUCUUGGAUGAAUUGAGACCUUCUUGACUGCUGCAGUUGUAAAAUCCUGCCAACUUGUUCUCUCUGAGUCUUCAAUUUUGUUUACAAGCAAAACACCCUCCCUCCCUCCCUCCCUUCCUCCCUCCCUCCCUUCCAUUGGCCUUUUUGAAUUCUGUCCUGAUCAUGUUUAAGAAAUUCCAGGAAUGACUUGCCUGAUGCCAGAAAUCCUGCUAAGUUCUUCUAUGUUGGUUUUGAUGGCAUACAAGAUGGGUUUGAGAUCAGAUUUGCUAUUGAAUUUAACCUGCUGUGGCUUUCACCUAUCAACUCUGACUGCUUGAAUUCUUACAUUACACAGUGUGCCUGGAUUAGUAUUUAUUGUUUUGCAGUAUAUCCACUGCUAUGGAUAUAUGGCUAUCAUGUACAGUAUUUGGAAGCAAGUUCAAAAUCUGAUUUUUCUGGGCAAAAGUCAGUUUCUUAACUAUCAGCAAUUUGACGAUGAGUGAGAUAGGACAUAUAGGAUCAGAAAACAAGUUUAGCAAAGUAACAAUAUUAAUACUUUGCAAUAAGUGAAAACAUUUCUCCCAAAGAAUAACUAAUUGUAGUGCAGAGCUAGCUAACUAUCUUGUCAUAUUGGCCAUGAGAUAUAUGAAAUGAAGAAAAAAUGUUGUGCAGUGCAGCAGUUCUCAAAUUCUUUGAUUGCAUCAACUUUGUCCCAUCAAUCAGUAUUCAGUUCAACAUGUGUGCCAAAUGUUUAUAUUUUGCUAUUUCACAACAUAGAUUAGAAACUGUUCUUACUUAAAGGGAAGAUUGUUCUUAUAGUUUCACCUUAACAGUUUAAGGUGUGUUGUAAACAUUCAAUUAAUCAAUAAUUCUGUUGCUAAUUGCAUAGGGUUUUUCCUAUGUCCUCUUAAUAAUGACUAACAAACAUAUGACAUUCUGUUGAGCCAUUUAUGUUGUACCCACAUGGACUUAGAAGAAAAGGCAGGAGUUGUAAUGCCAGUCCCUCAUUAAGGCAAGGUGGAAAAGUGGUCUUAGACAGUAGAGUUUGAAUUUCAUUAAAAUACAGGAUUUUGUUGUUAAUUUAUUAUUGUUGUCUUUACUUUUGUGAAGAAGGUUAGAAAGCCAUAUGAAUUUUCCAUGUCAGGUGCCCAAAUAUCUUGGGAUGGUCCUGUUGGAUUUAGCAAUUUCUUCUGAUUUCAGUAAUUUGGAUUUCUUUUUGGAACUUUUCCUCUCAAUUCUUCCGACUCUUGUAUGAACUUGUCAGUGGUCCUUGAUAAUAGAAUCAUCGUGCUGAAUAUGGUGGUUGAACUAAGGCUUUUGUGGCCAGAGUGAGACCUCAGUUUCUUAGAUCUAACUUGCAACAUGAUGGAGCUCCUUAAGAACACUUUUUUUUCCCUCCACUUCAGUUUAUGAAGGCAAGGAUAAUUUUCUUUAACCAUGAACAUACCACCAACAUGCCUGAUAUAAAUGUAGUCUCUGAAGUCUACUUUUCCAUUUCCAUACAAAGUACCUAUAGAAAUGCAGUGUUUUGACUUAUUAUGAAAUACCUAAGACAUAUUUGGCUUUUUUUCUUUUAACUAUUGGCUACUUGCUUUUGAAACAAAUAUGUAUCUCAAUUUUCCUCUUUUUAAUAAGUGGUCCCAUGUUACCAAUUUCUUAUGUUCCCUCUGAACAUCAUGUUUAGUUCCUAAGAAGCACAGUGCCAAGAAGAAAGAAGUUUUGCAUCUCUUAUCAGACCCUUCCAAACGAUGCCAAUGAUGAAUGUGCCAAACUCAUUCUAUAUCCAAAGAGAUAUACUUUUUAUCCAUAGAAAUAAAACACCUGGAAUACCUAGAUGAUUUUUAACAAUGGAUGUGGACUUGAAAGUCCUGUUUUUGACAUAAUCAUAGUAAGUCUAAUUUGCUGCACAAUUACCUUUAUAAGGCGGCCACUUGUAGGAAGCAAACCCUUCAAAAAGAAAAAGCAAUUAUUCUGUUCUUACUAACUUUUGUUAAAUUUCCAAGUGCAUUUCUCCUGAAUUUGACAGUGAGAUGUAACUUUAGAACUCCAUGGGUGGCCUAUUGAGAAUGAUAAAGGAUUCAUCUUUGAACCUGAAACAGAGGAAGGGGAUAGCUGGUUCAGGAAUGCUUGGGUGAUGCUGAGGUCCUUUUUGAUGGAGUUGCUACUACUGUCAUUGUCCCACCAAAAGUGUUGCUGUUGAGAGAUGCAGGCAAUCCAGCUCUAGUUCUUCAACCAUUUUAGAUUCCUUUGUUUGGCUCAGUUGAAAUCAGCUUUUAUAUAUAUGUAUAUAAUUUUUAUUAACGCCUUUAA
Candoia aspera is the source of this 4874-nucleotide messenger RNA. RefSeq names its product L3MBTL histone methyl-lysine binding protein 1 (gene L3MBTL1). Gene Ontology annotation, molecular function: zinc ion binding; histone binding; chromatin binding. The record is from RefSeq and is a predicted model, not a curated record. Gene Ontology annotation, cellular component: nucleus. Lineage: Eukaryota; Metazoa; Chordata; Lepidosauria; Squamata; Candoiidae. Gene Ontology annotation, biological process: negative regulation of DNA-templated transcription. Bases 1 to 2523 code for a protein of 840 amino acids. The transcript is spliced from 22 exons.